Molecule: messenger RNA, 1196 nt
Organism: Lactuca virosa
Lineage: Eukaryota; Viridiplantae; Streptophyta; Magnoliopsida; Asterales; Asteraceae
Source: the annotation of a GenBank genome assembly
GCAGCAUCUCGAUCGUCGAUCAGUGGGACACACUGAGAAGUGAGACGAUAUAAUACGACGCAUUGAGGCGCAGCGCUAGUCAAAACUCAAAGACUAUAACCAGAUCACAAAGAGUGUGAGAAUUCAUCUCCGAAGAAAUGGCGAUUACCCUCAACAGUGGUUUCAAAAUGCCCAUAAUCGGAUUGGGUGUGUGGCGUAUGGAGGGUAAAGACAUCAAAGAUCUCCUCCUUAACGCUAUUAAAAUCGGGUAUCGUCAUUUCGAUUGUGCGGCUGAUUACCAAAAUGAAGUGGAAGUGGGAGAGGCACUAGCUGAGGCAUUUAAGACCGGAUUGGUGAAGAGGGAGGAUCUCUUCAUUACUACAAAGCUAUGGAACUCAGACCAUGGACAUGUUUUGGAAGCUUGUAAAGCAAGCUUAAAAAAGCUUCAACUUGAUUAUCUGGAUCUCUUCCUUGUUCACUUCCCCAUAGCAACAAAACAUACUGGAAUUGGCACAACUGAUAGUGCAUUAGAUGAAGAUGGUGUUUUGGAUAUUAACACCACCAUUUCACUAGAGACUACAUGGCAUGCUAUGGAAGAAACUGUCUCCAUGGGCUUAGUUCGCAGCAUUGGGAUCAGCAACUACGACAUAUUCUUAACAAGAGAUUGCUUAGCAUACUCGAAAAUAAAGCCAGCUGUAAAUCAGAUUGAAACACAUCCGUAUUUUCAACGGGAAUCACUCGUGAAAUUCUGCCAAAAACACGGGAUUGCAAUCACGGCCCACACCCCACUCGGUGGCUCGGUGGCUAACACUGAGUGGUUCGGGUCCGUUUCUUGCUUGGAUGAUCCAGAUCUGAAAGGUUUGGCUGAUAAAUACAAGAAGACUGUUGCACAAGUGGUUCUUCGAUGGGGAAUACAAAGAAACACUAUAAUCAUCCCUAAAUCAUCAAAGAAAGAGCGAGUUGAAGAGAACUUUAAAGUGUUUGACUUUGAUUUGACCAAUGAGGAUAUGGAGCUUAUCAAGGGCAAGGACCGAAAGUAUCGGACCAAUAACCCGGCUAAAUUUUGGGGUGUUGAUCUUUAUGCUUAAAUGUGAGAUUGGUUUUUAGGUGACUUUUAUGAAGACCUUUUGAAGUGGACUAUGUUAUAAUAUGGUUUUUUGAAAUGAUGCUUGUGGUUGGAAAAAUGGUAAGCAAUGAAGGUUUAGGGUUUGAUCUUA